AUGUCGAGCGUAUCACAUUUCACGGAGCCUGACCCUAGGCCAGUACUGUUUUUCGAUAUUGAUAAUUGUCUUUAUUCUAGAGGAUGCAACAUCUUCGAUGAAAUGCAAAAGCUCAUAAAUAAAUUCUUCACCACACACCUCUCUCUCACGGUGGAUGACGCCCACCACCUUCAUAUGAAAUACUACAAGCAGUAUGGUCUCGCCAUCGAGGGCCUUGCCCGCCAUCACAAGAUUGACCCCCUCGUAUUCAACCACGAAGUCGACGAUGCUUUGCCGUUGGACAACAUUCUGAAACCAGAUCCCAAACUGCGGAAGCUGCUCGAGGACAUCGAUAGAGAUAAAGUGAGGCUGUGGCUUCUCACUAAUGCAUAUGUCACCCAUGCCAAACGGGUCAUCAAACUGCUGGGGGUGGAUGACAUGUUUGAAGGUGUCACUUAUUGUGAUUAUUCACAGACCCCGCUAGUUUGCAAGCCCAGCCAGACCAUGUACGAGAAGGCCGAGAAGGAAGCAAAAGCUCCCAGUAAAGACAAGUGCUACUUUGUUGAUGACUCUCAUUUGAAUUGCAAACAUGCUGCGGAUCGGGGUUGGAUCACCGCCCAUCUCGUUGAGCCCGAUAUUGCCCUUCCUUCGACACCGGCAUCGCAGUACCUAAUACGAAACCUUGAAGAACUCAGGACCUGCUUUCCGCACCUGUUUAAGCAUGAUACUACGACUGAUGAUUGA
This is a messenger RNA of Aspergillus tanneri, 723 nucleotides long. Its product is annotated as putative pyrimidine 5'-nucleotidase. The transcript is spliced from 5 exons. The record is from RefSeq and is a predicted model, not a curated record. Gene Ontology annotation, molecular function: nucleotidase activity. Gene Ontology annotation, biological process: nucleotide catabolic process; pyrimidine nucleobase metabolic process. Lineage: Eukaryota; Fungi; Ascomycota; Eurotiomycetes; Eurotiales; Aspergillaceae. Bases 1 to 723 code for a protein of 240 amino acids.